This is a messenger RNA of Hyaloperonospora brassicae, 933 nucleotides long. The record is from the annotation of a GenBank genome assembly. NCBI's taxonomy places the organism in Eukaryota, Oomycota, Peronosporomycetes, Peronosporales, Peronosporaceae.
AUGGGCAAGUGGUGCAUCGUCCACCGAAAGCGCUCGCAGACUGAAGUGCCGCGGCUGCGUGAGCUCGAGCGCGCGGUCAAGGCCGAGCUCAAGGACAUUGGCGGCCGCGAAGAACUCUUUCUGCGCUCGACGUCCGAGCUCACGUCGCUUAUGAAGACGCUCGGCCGCACGCAGGGCCGCGCGUACUUUCGCUACGUGCUGCGCAACGUGUUUGGCGACAAGUCGCGGCUGUACGACCUGCAGGGCCCGCCGUCGAGCAAGCAGGUGGUCGAGUACGCCAAGAGCGUGGUCCAGCGCCUGGCCAAGGCGAUCCACUUUGCACCGCUCGUGCUGCGUGCGGGCUGCCACUACAUGCUCACGGAGUUUCGCCAGGCGUUUCCCGAGUGCAAACACGACGCGCGGAUCGUCGUGGGGAGUUUGCUGUUCUUGCGGAUUCUCUGUCCAGCACUCGUGAAGCCCGAGAUGUUUGACUUUCCUCCCCACACGGCCCAGACACUGCCCACGGGCGUGCAGAUUGCCAAAGUGUUGCAGCACACGCUCAGCGGCACGCCCAUAGGCGACAGCGACCCCACGUUCGACGACAGCAACGCGUUCAUCCAGACGUUCCAGCCGUACGUGGCCACGUUUCUCGUGCGGUUCCCUCAGAUCCGCGCGGCCUUUGGCACGGAAGACUUGCAGCAGGUACCCGAGGUGCCGUGCGCACCAGCGUCUUGGGAUUGCGGGAACGGGUCGCCGAGUUUACCGACAUCGCCAUCACGAAGAGAGCAGUGGCCGCUGUCGCCGCAUGCCGAGUCGUGGAACGCCCGACGUCCGAACGGUAAAAUGUGCGGACUCGCAAUGAGUGCGAACGGUGGGAUCAAGAGCAAGAAGAGGUUUUCGCUGCGCUUUUGGUCGAGAGACCACGAGGGCAUUGGCCACCGACAGUCGCCGUAG